Molecule: messenger RNA, 1647 nt
Organism: Scatophagus argus
Lineage: Eukaryota; Metazoa; Chordata; Actinopteri; Scatophagidae
Product: synaptosomal-associated protein 23-like
Exons: 8
Coding region: 215-862 (215 amino acids)
Biological process (GO): synaptic vesicle fusion to presynaptic active zone membrane; exocytosis; synaptic vesicle priming
Cellular component (GO): plasma membrane; SNARE complex
Molecular function (GO): SNAP receptor activity; syntaxin binding
Source: RefSeq, a predicted model, not a curated record
UUUCCGACAACACCUAAAGGCACCAACCGACACACAUCGGACGGUCAGACGGCGGAACUACUGAAGGAAUUCAGAAGUUAUCGCAGCCAAGUUGACAUACCGUUAAGAAGGAGGAGUAACGAGUUCGUUUGUUUAAAAAAACAAGGAGCGUUGACUGCCACAGAAUAUUGAGCUUGGUGCCACGGGGGGAGCCUCCAAACAGGACAGCAGCAACAUGGAAGACAUGACUGUGGAACAGAUGACGAUGAGGGCCAACCAAGUGACUGAUGAGUCACUGGAAAGCACACGGAGGAUGCUGCAGAUGGCGGAGGAGAGUAGACAGACCGGCGUCAACACCAUGGUGAUGCUGGACCAGCAAGGAGAGCAGCUGAAGCGUGUGGAGGAGGGCAUGGACCAGAUCAACCAGGACAUGAGACAGGCUGAGAAAAACCUGACUGACCUCUCCAAGUGCUGCGGCCUCUGUGUCUGCCCCUGUGACAGAGUGUCGUCUAUCGAGCACGACUCACGAUACAAGCGCACCUGGGGGAUUGGAGGAGGCGAAGGCGAUGGUGAUUCCAAUGGCUCAAAAGUAGUCUCAAGGCAGCCCUCAGCUGUUCGCAAUGGCCAGGCUGCCCAGGUGAACGCCCCGGCGCCAUCCGGCCCAUACGUCAAGAGGAUAACCAACGAUGCGCGGGAGGAUGAGAUGGAAGAGAAUCUCGAUGCUGUCGGCAGCAUCAUUGGCAACUUGAAAACCAUGGCUGUGGACAUGGGCAGCGAGAUAGACAAGCAGAACAAACAGAUUGACAAUAUCGCUGCCAAGGCGGACAUGAACAAAAUGCGUAUUGAUGAAGCAAACCAGAGGGCCAACAAGCUUAUCAAGUAGAGGAGGAAGCCUGCUUCUGCCAGUUUUAUCCAGCGGCUGUGACCCUAUGACACCACACACACACACACACACACACACACUGCAUAUUUGUGCCCAUGCAUGAACACACACAGCUUAACAUAAAAAAAAAUAAAUUAAGUCUGGAAGAAUAUAUAUAUAUUUUUUUUUAUUUCCCACCAGCAGCUUGCUCGUCAUUACUGCACUAAGACAUAAGUAGAAUAGGUAAACAUAGUUAAACAUUUACACUCUUUGACACAUGUUCAAGGUCAUACUGGACUUUGAGAAGCAGGAUGGGCAUCAGAAACUGCACCAGAGGAGGGGAGGGGCUGACUGCCUGUCACUGCUGUUUGAUACCAAAUAUGCACCAGACCUGUUGUAUCAUAUCUCAACAUUCACAGGAAGGGAAGCAGCACAAGUCAGCUGCUUUUCUUUCUUAUUUUUGCUCUCUUUAAGUCAGAAACUAUGAACUUUCCCUUUUUUUUUUGGUCUGCUUCGGUCUCUGGUUUGUAUGGAUGACGUCACAGAUCCGAUCUCAUUGGCUGUCUUAUAUAUAAUAUACAGCGCAGCAUUAAUUUAUGUAUCACCCUGUUGGUCCUGUCUUGAUAUAGUGACAUCUAGUUUAAUCAUAGAACAUGUACUUUAGUCUGAAACAUGCGUGCCUUCCCCAGACUGGUCCAGUUUGUACUUAAGUUUAUUGUAUCGUGUAUUAUUAUGUGAUGAUAUGUUUAUUUAAUUAUUCUUUAACAAGCAGAAAUGACUUGUGAAUAAAGUUGUGUCUUUCAACA